AUGAAGACAGAGAUUGAGGAGGAAGGCAUCAGAGGGUCCUGGACUGAGGAGGACAAAUCCCUUUGUGCUUCUGUGCUGGGCUUAGAUGCCUUCACAUAUCUGACAAAAGGUGGAGGUGCCAUAUCUGAAAAUCUCGUAGCAGCGUCUGGGUUGGUGGGCUUGCAAAAUAAACUCCAGGACCUGGUUGAAGCUGAUGGUAAAAGCCUUUGUUGGAACUACGCCAUCUUCUGGCAACUCUCCCACACCAAAUCUGGUGAACUUGUCCUUGGUUGGGGUGACGGAUCUUGCCGUGAACCCCAUGAUAAUGAGAUGAACUCGACUACUCGUGGUGAUAUUCAUGAUGCAUCUUCACUGAGCCAACAAAGGAUGCGUAAGCGAGUGUUAGAGCGACUGCAUACAGCAUUUGCUGGGGCUGAGGAGGAGGAUGAUGCUCUCAGAAUUGACCAGGUGACUGACACUGAGUUAUUCUUCCUAGCAUCCAUGUAUUUUGCAUUUCCACGUCAUGUAGGUGGCCCUGGGCAAGUGUUUGCAACAGGUGCACCCCUUUGGAUUCCUAACAAUCCGCACAAGGUUUCCCCCUCAAAUUAUUGCUAUCGUGGAUUCCUUGCAAGUGCAGCAGGAUUUAGGACUAUUGUUCUACUGCCAUUUGAAGCUGGUGUACUUGAGUUAGGCUCAAUGCAGAAUGUGCUUGAGAGUGCUGAAGCUCUGGAAACCAUAAGGUCUGUGUUUCUAGGGGCAAGCAGUAAGAAGGCAGCAUCUGGGAAGCAUGAUGAGAAUGGUUCUGCUCAAAUAUCACCCUGUUUGGCUAAGAUUUUUGGGAAGGAUUUGAAUCUGAGCCGACCUUUAGUCAACACGGGAGCACUUCCAUUAAAAAUGAACGAAAGGUCAUGGGAUAUGCAGAAGAAUUGUGGUGGUGAGAGCCUGUUGCUCCCCAAUGUCCGGAAAGGUUUGCAGAACUUCACAUGGAGUCAGGCUCGAGGCCUGAAUUCUCAUCACCAGAAAUUUGGCAAUGGUAUUCUAGUUGUGAAAAGUGAGACUUCACAACGUAGCAAUGGAGCUGCGCAUAGCCCUGGAUUGAGCCCAUUUCAGCUCCAGAAUUCACAGCAGAUACUGACACAACCACCACCUCAGUCACAGACACCGAGGCAUAUAGAUUUUAGCGUAGGGUCUAGUUCAAAAUCUGGUGUUUUGACUUCACAAGCAGCUCUGUUGGGUGGGGAAAAUGGCAGUGUCGAUGGUUUGUGUAAGGAGCAAGUGGCCCCUACAAUGGAGGGCCAGCAACCAAGAAAGAGGGGAAGAAAACCAGCAAACGGGAGGGUAGAGGCACUUAACCAUGUUGAGGCUGAGCGCCAAAGGAGGGAAAAACUCAACCAGAGGUUCUAUGCACUGAGAGCUGUUGUUCCCAAUAUCUCAAAAAUGGACAAAGCAUCGCUCCUGGGAGAUGCCAUAACGCACAUCACUGAUCUCCAGAAGAAGCUCAAAGAGAUGGAGUCGGAAAGAGACAUGUUCUUGGAGUCUGGUAUGGUAGACCGCAGGGUCCAAACACCUAGGCCAGAAGUAGAUAUCCAGGUGGUGCAAGAUGAGGUUCUUGUUCGUGUAAUGUCACCUAUGGACAACUAUCCGAUAAAUAAUGUGUUCCAAGCUUUUGAAGAGGCAGAAGUCAAAGUUGGUGAAUCAAAGAUCGCAUCCAACAAUGGGAAAGUUAUGCAUUCCUUUGUUAUCAAGUCCCCUGGCUCUGAACAGCAAACAAGAGAGAAAUUGAUUGCUGCUAUGUCUCGUGCAAUGAACUCCAUGUAG
Molecule: messenger RNA, 1797 nt
Organism: Triticum turgidum subsp. durum (durum wheat)
Lineage: Eukaryota; Viridiplantae; Streptophyta; Magnoliopsida; Poales; Poaceae
Source: the annotation of a GenBank genome assembly